Enterobius vermicularis (human pinworm) is the source of this 246-nucleotide messenger RNA. NCBI's taxonomy places the organism in Eukaryota, Metazoa, Nematoda, Chromadorea, Rhabditida, Oxyuridae. The record is from the annotation of a GenBank genome assembly.
AUGAUGAUGGUGCUGCCAAAUUGGACGAUGGCGAUUGCAAUGGCGAUGCCGAUGCCGAUGCCGAUGCCGAUGGCAAUGGCAAUGGCAAAUGCAGUGCCGAUGGGGUGUUAUGCAUUGGAAGGAGGGCAAUUUUUGGUGAGAUUUGGAAGCCGCAUUUUAUGUGUACAUACGCAUUUUCAAUUGAUUUUUCCGAUGGAUGCAAUUGGAGAAUUGGAGAAGAAAACGCUUAGUUAUGCUUAUUUCUGA